CCAGAGGAUCACAGCUGCUGAUCCUUUUGCUCAUUUAAAAAGAGAUGCACUGGCCUGCCAUUUUCACCUGGCUCUCUGCAGUGCUAGACUCUAGUGCAGUGGUUCCAUCAAAUUCCCAGGUGCUGCUGAUGCUGCUGGUCGGGGGACCCCACUUCGAGGACCACUCGUCUGGGGUAGUCAGGUGCAGGAACUCUGGGGCUAAGCUGCUGGGUUCCCAGCUCUGCUACCUUCUAGCUAUGCCACUCUGGGCCACAGGUGCCUCUUCUGUAAAACUGGGAUAAUCGUAGUCCCUACCUCCUAGGUAACCCCGGAGUUAACACAUGUAAAUUAUGUGCCUGGUGCAUUGUAAGUGCUCAAUAAAAUGCACUAUUAUUAGUAUAGCUAAAAAAGCAGCAUUUCCGGGUUUCAGUCCAGGCUUUCACACUGGCUGUGUGUCUUUGAGGAUGUCUUCUCACCUCAGUGUUCCCAUCUGUACUAGGGUGGUGAUGAUAACCCACUCUACAUUCCACGAAGGGCUUUCUGAGGAUCAUGUGGCAUCGGUGUGAGUGCACUUUGUAAGUGAUGACUUCCAGGUCCUGAGUCUGACACUCAGGGGCCCCUCCUGAUGUUCCCCUGCUGGCUCAUCCCCUCGCCCCUUACAACUGGGGUUCUAGCCGCUCCGGGCUGCAUGCAGCCCCCGACACACCUGCUCGCUCAUCUCUGAGGUUUUGCACAUGAUGUGCCCUCCAUCUGAUGCCCUCUCUCACCGUAUCCACCUGAUCCCAAAGGAGGAAAAAAGGGGCUGGUACUUCACCAUGGCAACGCUCUUCAUCAGGUUAGAUGGCAUCUUCCUGGAGCUGGGCAGCGAGGAGCAGAAGAGGUUGCCGGCCUUCAACCGCACGCUGGCCCUGCUCCGGCAAGUCCUCAAGUCCUCGGAGCCCCACCACCAAGCUCUGGCCUGGUGCUACCUCGGGAUGCUGCUGGAGAGGAAGGACACCUUCUCCAUCACCCCCAUGGGCAUCCAUGACUGCGGGUUUUCAGGGACCGACCCCCUGGACUGCUUUGGCAAGGCCAUUGAGAUUGCCAAGGACAAACCCCCCAUCCUGAAUCACCUGGCCAAAAUCUUCCACUUCCUCGGAAAGCAGGAUAUGGCCAUUGGUACCUGCAACAUGGCCCUGGACAUCCUACGAGAUCCGGAGCUCAACUGGCAGGCGUACUGCACAAGGGCCAAGAUCCACGUCAGAGCCUACCUGCAUGACCUGGAGCGAAGCAAGAUGGGGCUCGGGGGCAUGCCUGACAGGAACCACCUGGCCUGCGCCAAGGCCGACCUCGAGGAAGUGGUCAAGGUGUGCCCAGGCCUCAAGACCUACCUGGACAUCGGCCAGCAAGUGUGGGAAUGGAAUGAACGGGGAGCAGCGACGGCAGGGGAGAAAGGCUCACCCGAAGCCCCCACCCCAGGUCUACUACUACAUGGGCGUGGACGCUGUGCAGGAGCUGCUGGCGGUGGACGAGGCGGCGCUGAACCAGGCGCUGGUCUUCCUGGCCAAGGCCGGCGAGUCGGAGCUGGGCGCCACGCUGCCCGAGCUGCAGCUCUUGCGCGGCAAGUGCCUGCGCAUCAAAGGCGAGGAGGCCAACGCGGUGGCCUGCUUCAAGCGCGCCGUGGAGCUGGACGACGCGGGCUCCAGCCACACCGAGGCCUUCGGCUGCCUGCUCGAGGCCCUGAUGGCGCAGUGGAGCCAGGCGCAGCUCAGCGACGGCGAGCUGGGCAGCGAGGUGGACGCGUGGCUGCGCUGCGCCCAGGACAAGUACCCGGCGGCGCGCCUGCGCCAGGAGCUGCAGCGCGUGUGGCGCGGCCACACGGGCGAGGUGCUGGGGCUGGCCCGGGCCUUAGUGGCGCAGGGACGGCCGGCGCUGGUGCGGCUGCUCUUCGAGACCAUGGCGCGCGAGGGCGAGGGCACUGGCCCAUGGCGGGGCCGCCGCGCGUUCUCCUUCGGAGGUCCCUGAGGCCCCGCCCCGUUGAGGCCCCGCCCACAAGUGAUUGGACCUGGUCGGGGCGCUGCCCACCGGCUUUCACUGCCGUAAGCUGGCGGGUCCUGGGACCCCGUCAGAUUCUCUUUCGGGAAUUGGAAUGGAAACGUUGGGACCCUAGGACGGUUUGACGUGCCCACGGAGGCAAAAAGGCCUGAUUCAGCUGGGGCAGACGCGAGGGGCCGCUGGGAAACUGUCAACUGAAAGACCAAAUUGUACAAAUAUGCAGAAAAAAUAAUAUGGAGCCUCCCAAGAGAUACAGAAGAUAAUUGCCUUCAUUUUGGUGGCUUUCUAGUACCCAAGAGCCUGUCUUUGGAUUCCGUGAGCCACGCUCUAUCCUUAUAAUAAAGCCCCCUUUACUUAGGUUGACUGGAGUAGGUCUCAGGUCCUGCCUCCAGAGAAGCCGUGGCUAGAGAAGAGGGCACAGCUGCCAAGGAGCAAGUAAGGGAAGGGCGGUAGUCUACAUCUGGCUACUCAGGGCUCUUUCCUGCCUCUCUAGCAGCCUUCCAGCAGCCCUCAUCCUUGGCCAGCUUGGUCUGAAAGGCCCUCAAACUCCCUGAAAUAAAGCCCAUCAGUAGUACCUUUGCUUGACUUCUCUGUUCUUGGGGGGAAAGUAGGGGCCCCACCCACGGAAGUGCCAACUGCCCCCAACCUCAAACCUUCUACAAAAGAGUGAAGAAAAUCUUGGAAUUUUACACUCUUGGAAUCAUAGUCAUAGAAUCUUAGACGUGGAAUUUUAUUGUCAAAGACUUAGGCUCUGAUUGCCAGCAAAUCUUAGAACGGCCAAGCUGGAUUCUUGUGGUCCUACUUACUUACAAGAGCUAAUUUAACCUAAAAUUCCAGAUCAAGUUCUUUCCAGACUGCAAGAAUGCUGGUUGUACGUAACUGCAAUGGCAAGACCCCCCCUUAAUGGUUUGUGAUUUAUUUUGCACUUUUCCCCUUUUUUAAAAAAAAGUUACACUCACUGCUUUGUUCAUUUUCCUGAUGCUCAGACUGUACCAGGGAUAGGCCAGCACCCCUGCAUCGCUUCUCAUGUCCCCAGUGACAGAUGGAGAACAGACCGAAAAGUGCAAUCCCUAGAGAUCACGCACCCCGAUCUCUCUUUGUGCACAUAGGAAGACUGAGAGCCCUGGAAGGGAAGUAGCUUGCUCAAAGUCACACUUCCUAGCC
Molecule: messenger RNA, 3177 nt
Organism: Balaenoptera musculus (blue whale)
Lineage: Eukaryota; Metazoa; Chordata; Mammalia; Artiodactyla; Balaenopteridae
Gene: TTC22
Product: tetratricopeptide repeat domain 22
Exons: 8
Coding region: 714-2138 (474 amino acids)
Molecular function (GO): protein binding
Source: RefSeq, a predicted model, not a curated record